Diversispora eburnea is the source of this 2526-nucleotide messenger RNA. The record is from the annotation of a GenBank genome assembly. Lineage: Eukaryota; Fungi; Glomeromycota; Glomeromycetes; Diversisporales; Diversisporaceae.
AUGAAUAAUUAUAAAUUCACCGAUAAAUCCGAAAAAACGCUUUCAGCGGCACUUGAAUUAGCUCGGGAAUAUUCACACGUUCAAGUAUCCCCUAUUCAUUUGGGAUGUGCACUAUUUGAUGAUCCGGAAGGUGAAUCAUUAAUAAAGAAUGUAAUCAAUAGAUCCGGAGGUGAUGCGAUAACUGCUGAAAGGGGUUUCAAAAAAGCUUUGGUUAAAAUUCCUACUCAAGAUCCUCCUCCGGAAGAUAUAUCACUUAAUCAUCAAAUGAAAAAAGUUUUAAGGACAGCUUAUGAUAUUGAACAAAUGCAAAAAGAUAGUUUCAUUUCUCAAGAUCAUUUGAUUUUAGCAUUAAUCGAAGAUGCUCAAUCGAUGAAAAUCUUUAUUGAAGCGGGAGUGGAUAAGAAAGCUUUGGAAAGAGCUAUUAUUCAAAUUAGAGGGAAUCGAAGGGUAGAAACACAGAGUGCGGAAGAAAAUUAUGAAGCUCUAAGUAAAUAUGCAGUUGAUCUGAUCGCCUUAGCAAAAGCAGGAAAACUUGAUCCUGUUAUAGGUCGUGACGAUGAAAUUCGUCGAGUAAUUCGAGUUCUUGCCAGAAGAACUAAGAAUAAUCCAGUAAUAAUUGGUGAACCAGGUGUAGGUAAAACUGCUAUCGUAGAAGCCGGAGCAAAAUAUCGUGGUGAAUUUGAAGAAAGGUUAAAGUCAGUUUUAAAAGAAGUCAAAGAAUCCGAGGAAGGAAUUAUUUUAUUCAUUGAUGAAAUUCAUUUAGUAUUAGGUGCUGGUAAAACAGAAGGUUCAAUGGAUGCAGCUAAUCUUUUAAAACCAAUGUUAGCUCGAGGUGAAUUAAGAUGUAUUGGGGCCACAACAUUAAAUGAAUAUCGUAAAUAUGUUGAAAAGGAUGCAGCAUUUGAACGUAGAUUUCAACAAGUAUUAGUUGGGGAACCAUCAGUACAAGAUACUAUUAGUAUUUUACGUGGUUUAAAAGAACGUUACGAAACUCAUCACGGGGUUAAAAUUUCCGAUGCGGCACUAGUGGCAGCUGCUCAAUUAUCAUCAAGAUAUAUUACCAAUAGAUUUUUACCUGAUAAAGCUAUUGAUUUAAUGGAUGAAGCUUGUGCAAAUACUAGAGUUCAACUUGAUUCAAGACCAGAAAUUAUUGAUCAACUGGAACGUCGUCAUCUUCAAUUAGAAGUUGAAGCAGCUGCUUUAGCUAAAGAAAAAGAUGAACCAAGUCGUCAACGUCUUCAAAAAGUUAAAGAAGAAAUGUCAGAAAUUCAAGAACAAUUAUCACCAUUACGAGCAAGAUAUGACAAUGAAAAGAAUCGAAUUGAUCAAAUUAGAAUGCUUCAACAAAAAUUAGAUGAUUUAAAAGCCAAAGCCAAUGCUGCUGAAUUACGAGCAGAUAUUCAACAAGCAGCUGAUCUUAGAUAUUAUGCUAUACCUGAAGUAGAAAAUCGAAUUCAAAUUUUACAAACUCGAAAAACUCAAGAAGAAGAAGAUAAAGCCACAACUAAUAAUCUUUUAACUGAAGUAGUAGGACCUGAACAAAUUAAUGAAGUAGUUUCAAGAUGGACUGGAAUACCUGUAUCACGAUUAUCUAAAAGUCAAGCGGAAAGAUUACUUAAUUUAGCUGAUGCACUUCAUAAGAGGGUGGUUGGUCAAGAUGCAGCAGUUGAGUCAAUUUCUUUUGCAAUAUUAAGAAGUAGAGCUGGAUUAGCAAAAGCAAAUCAACCACUUGGUAGUUUCUUAUUUCUUGGACCUACUGGUGUGGGUAAAACCGAAUUAAGUAAAGCACUCGCACAAGAAUUAUUUGAUGAUGAGAAAUAUAUCAUAAGGAUUGAUAUGUCAGAAUAUAUGGAAAGUCAUUCCGUAUCACGUCUUAUUGGAGCGCCACCAGGUUAUGUUGGUCACGAAGAAGGUGGACAACUUACCGAGUCAGUAAGAAGACGACCAUAUAGUGUAAUAUUAUUUGAUGAGAUUGAAAAAGCACAUGUACAAGUUUUAAAUAUUUUAUUACAAGUAUUGGAUGAUGGACGAUUAACAGAUGGUCAAGGACGACAUGUUGAUUUUAGUUUAACAACAGAAACUAUAAGUGAUAGCAUAAAAGAAAGUGUGAUGAUGGAUGUGAAAUUACAUUUAAGACCAGAAUUUUUAAAUCGUUUGGAUGAUAUUAUUAUAUUUACUCCUUUGGGACGUCAACUUGUUGAUAUUCAAAUACAAGCACUUAAUGAACGAUUACAAGAUAAGAGAAUAACUUUAAAUAUUGAUGAAAGUGCAAGAAAUUGGCUUACAGAGAAUGGUUAUGAUCCAGUUUAUGGUGCACGUCCAUUAAAUAGAUUAAUUAAGAAUAAAAUAUUGAAUCCAUUAAGUAGAUUAUUGAUAGAUGGUGGAGUACGAAAUGGUGAAAUAGCUAAUGUAACAGUAACAAGUGAUCUACAGGAUAUAGUGGUAGCAAGAAAUCAUUCAUCAGGUGAAUAUGAUAAUGAAAUGGCUAUUGAUGAAGAAGGUUUUGCUACAUGUAAUGCAUUCUGA